GGCCUCUUUCCUUUUUUGGCUCGACCUUCGCUCCUCGGAGCUUGGGGGCUUGACACCCACGCAGAGGAAAGACGCUCUUGGAGGAACCUCUAAGGUGCGGAGUUGGGAAAGAUUUGUUCCAGCUCAAGCCCUUGAAAUACCAGAUCCCAGCGGGUUGGGAUGAAUCUGAAAGUGGCCACGCUUAGCUUUGCGAAACAAUGCACAGCUUUGCAUAACCAACUCUGAGAGGCAUUUAAAGGCGUCGCUGCAGCCCCAGACGCUGUAGUCAUCUUUGCACAGACCUACUUUUGCAAUGAUUCCCAGGAUGCAGGCUCCCAUCCUGAUCGCCCUGGGCUUGCUUCUCGCUGGACCUGGGGCCCUUGCAAAGGUCUUAGCGAAACCGGCAUUCCGGAUCAGUAGCUUUUCCUGGGAGAACUGUGACGGGGGGAAGGACCCUGUGCUGAUCAAAAGCCUGACGGUGGACCCUAGCCCCAUUGUGGAUCCGGGGAAUGUGACUGUCAGUGCCGAGACCCUGACGAGUGUUACCCUCAGUUCUCCCCUGAAGGUGGACCUGACUGUGCAGAAGGAAAUGGCGGGCUUGUGGGUCAAAGUCCCGUGUGUGGACCAGAUUGGCAGCUGCACCUAUGAAGACAUCUGUGACAUACUUGACAUCUUCCUUCCCCCUGGAGAGCCCUGCCCGGAGCCCCUGCAUGCCUAUGGGCUUCCCUGCCACUGUCCCUUCAAACAAGGCAAAUACUCACUGCCCAAGAGUGUUUUCACCCUACCCCACCUGGACCUGCCUGGCUUGCUCAGUACCGGAAACUACCGCAUCCAGAACAUCCUAAGCAGCGGUGAGAAACGUCUGGGCUGUUUCAAGAUGAAUGUCUCUCUAGAGGCCUUAUAAUGUGGCACCAGCUGCAGAAGAAUGAAGGGAUGUGAGGAAGGUGUCCCCCUUCCUCUGUCUUGUGUUCGUCAAGGCCAAAUUCUGAUUUUCUGUCCCCCUUCAAGCCCCUUCCCACAGUGGUGUACUACCCUCACUGAAAAUCAUUUUGUGCCACUUACAUUUUAGGUGUGAGCAAGCAGCCUGAACCUAACGUAGCGAGAGCCUGGUGGUUCUUGACAGCUCAGGACAUCUACUGGGCUGGCCACUUCCUUUUCCUCCUCACCGCUGAGGCUUUCUGUCGCAUAGCUUAACUCAUCUUCUAAACGGUCCAGAAAUAGGACAAACAUGUUUUGUGACGCCAUGUUCAGACUAACCCAGUCUUCCUUUCCUGAAGUAACUUUAUGGUUUUCUCAUUAAAAGUUUGUCGUUAACUUAAA
Molecule: messenger RNA, 1299 nt
Organism: Artibeus jamaicensis (Jamaican fruit-eating bat)
Lineage: Eukaryota; Metazoa; Chordata; Mammalia; Chiroptera; Phyllostomidae
Gene: GM2A
Product: ganglioside GM2 activator
Exons: 4
Coding region: 293-883 (196 amino acids)
Biological process (GO): ganglioside catabolic process; lipid transport
Cellular component (GO): cytoplasmic side of plasma membrane
Molecular function (GO): enzyme activator activity; lipid carrier activity
Source: RefSeq, a predicted model, not a curated record